Messenger RNA from Beta vulgaris subsp. vulgaris (sugar beet), 844 nucleotides. RefSeq names its product probable calcium-binding protein CML25. The coding region runs from base 135 to 716 and encodes 193 amino acids. NCBI's taxonomy places the organism in Eukaryota, Viridiplantae, Streptophyta, Magnoliopsida, Caryophyllales, Amaranthaceae. The transcript has a single exon. Gene Ontology annotation, molecular function: calcium ion binding; enzyme regulator activity. The record is from RefSeq and is a predicted model, not a curated record.
UUCAUAUUUUAAGAUCAGAAUCUCUCUCCUCUCCUUUCUCUCCUUCUCUCCCUUUGCCUGUUUUUCUAUCAUAUUAUAUUCCUUUUUAUCUCUUAAAAAACCACAUUUUUCACAAACAACUGACAAGAAUAGCAAUGGGUUUCGCUCAAACUUUUUUCAAAAAGAAAAAGAAAGGUGAAAACAAUUCUGGAGAUGCAAAUGGGCACCAUGACAAUCCUUUAUAUGAAUCUUUUUCCUCUUCAAUCCGGUCACAGAAUACCAAUAUUGAAGAGCUUGAACAAGUUUUUAAGAAAUUUGAUGUAAAUGGUGAUGGCAAGAUUUCAUCAUCAGAGUUAGGAUCAAUGAUGGGAAGCUUAGGCCAACAAGUUACAGAGGAAGAAUUGCAAACAAUGAUAAAAGAAGUAGAUGCAGAUGGUGAUGGAUUCAUUGAUUUCAAUGAGUUCAUUACUCUUAACACAAAAGGCAUAGACUCUGAUGAAGUUCUACACAAUUUGAAAGAAGCAUUUUCUAUUUAUGAUGCUGAUGGAAAUGGUAAAAUUACAGCGGAUGAAUUGCAAAUGGUGAUGAAGAGUUUAGGGGAUGAUUUCUCUAUAGGUGAGUGCAAGAAAAUGAUUAAUGGUGUUGACAGGGAUGGUGAUGGAACGAUUAAUUUUGAUGAAUUUAAAGCAAUGAUGAUGAUGGGUGCACGGCUUAAUAAUUCAAUGAGCAGCGAAUAAUAAAUAGAAAGGAAACAUUAAAAGAUAUUCACAUGAUCAAUUACAUGCAGUAUUUUUUUAUGCAAAUGCCUCUAAUUUUAAGUUUUCUCCAUUUUUUUCUUAUGGCUGUGACAAUUGAAAUUAGUUUA